CAAUGAAACAGAACAAAGCCUCUCUUCUCCAAAUCUUCACUUUUCUCAUCUUUUUCUCAUCAAGUUCUUAUGUUGAAGGAGGAGGAGGAGUUGUUGGUUAUGGCUACACCAUAUCUAGUGUCAAUAACAAUGCUCUCUCAGCCAAGACCUCCUUGACUGCUAACCUUAAACUCAUCAAGUCUUCCACACUUUAUGGACCUGAUGUUCCACGCCUCAGCCUUGAUGCCAGUUUUGAGACCAAGGACAGGUUAAGAGUUAGAAUCACAGACUCCACUCACCAAAGAUGGGAAGUUCCAGAAGAAGUGAUUCCAAGAAGCUCCCAUUUCCCUCUUUUCCGCUCUCUCACAACCAAAGAAUUCCCUUCUUCCUACCACACCUACAAUCCAGAACAAGCACCAAAAUUUUCUAUUACAACACCAAAUUCAGACCUCAUAUUCACCCUCCACAACACCACCCCUUUUGGCUUCACUAUCUCACGCAAGUCCUCCAAGGAUAUCCUCUUUGACACUUCACCAGACCCUUCAAACCCUUCAACUUCCCUUGUGUUCAAGGACCAGUACCUUCAGCUAUCUUCCUCACUCCCAAGUGAAAGAGCCUCCCUUUACGGUUUUGGUGAGCACACAAAGAGUUCCUUCAAGUUGCAACCAAACCAGACCCUCACACUAUGGAAUGCAGAUAUUGCUAGUUUCAACCUUGACUUGAACCUUUAUGGCUCUCACCCUUUUUACAUGGAUGUAAGGAAAGGAUCUACACAUGGGGUGUUGCUGCUGAAUAGCAAUGGGAUGGAUGUUGUGUAUGGUGGCGACCGGAUAACUUAUAAGGUGAUUGGUGGGGUGCUUGAUCUUUACUUUUUUUCCGGAUCAUCGCCGGAGUUGGUGAUGAAGCAAUACACUGAACUCAUUGGAAGGCCUACUCCUAUGCCUUACUGGUCUUUUGGUUUUCACCAGUGUAGAUAUGGCUACAAGAGUGUAAAUGAUCUUGAGGGUGUGGUUGCUAACUACACAAAGGCACACAUACCCCUUGAAGUUAUGUGGACAGAUAUUGAUUACAUGGAUGCAUAUAAAGACUUCACUCUUGAUCCUAUCAACUUUCCUCUGGAUAAGAUGAAAACAUUUGUUGAUACCCUUCACCGGAACGGACAGAAAUAUAUACUCAUAUUGGAUCCUGGUAUCAAUGUAAACAACACAUAUGCAACUUAUAUUAGAGGAUUGCAAGCAGAUAUCUACAUAAAGAGAAAUGGAGUCAAUUACCUUGGUCAAGUUUGGCCAGGAAAAGUUUACUUCCCAGAUUUUUUGAAUCCAAGAAGCCAAGAAUUUUGGGGCAGAGAGAUCAAACUAUUUAGAGAACUUCUCCCAUUUGAUGGUCUCUGGCUUGACAUGAAUGAGUUAUCUAAUUUCAUCACUUCUCCUCCUAAUCCAUCUUCCAGUCUUGACAACCCUCCCUACAAAAUUAACAAUUCCGGGGCCCUACAACCAAUCAAUACGAAAACGGUACCAGCAACAUCCUUACACUAUGGAAAUAUCACUGAGUAUGAUGCACACAAUUUAUAUGGACUACUAGAAUCCAAAGCUACCAACGAAGUUUUAAAAGAUGUAAUUGGUAAAAGGCCUUUUAUUCUUAGUAGAUCAACUUUUGUAAGUUCUGGUAAGUAUACAGCACAUUGGACUGGAGACAAUGCUGCUACUUGGAAUGAUUUGGCAUACUCAAUUCCUUCUAUAUUAAAUUCUGGAAUAUUCGGAAUUCCGAUGGUUGGAGCAGAUAUAUGUGGUUUCUCAGGAAAUACAAACGAAGAACUCUGCAGAAGAUGGAUCCAGUUGGGAGCAUUUUACCCCUUUGCUAGAGACCAUUCAGAUAAGAAUUCUAUGAGGCAAGAGCUUUAUCUUUGGGAUUCAGUUGCUUCAUCAGCAAGGAAAGUGCUCGGCCUUCGCUAUCGCCUCCUCCCUUAUUUCUACACAUUAAUGUAUGAAGCACAUACAAAAGGGACACCAAUUGCAAGACCCCUUUUCUUUUCAUUCCCUGAGGAUGUCACAACAUAUGAUAUAAGUUCACAGUUUCUACUUGGCAAAGGGGUUUUGGUGUCACCGGUGCUACAAUCUGGAGCUGUCACUGUUAAUGCAUACUUCCCUGCAGGGAACUGGUUUGAUCUCUUCAAUGUCUCAAAUUCAGUGAGUGCUGAAUCAGGAAAGUAUGUUACUCUUGAUGCUCCACCUGAUCACAUCAAUGUGCAUGUUGGUGAAGGUAACAUCUUGGUAAUGCAAGGAGAGGCAUUGACAACAGACGCGGCGCGAAAGACUGCAUUUCAUCUUGUGGUGGUUGUUAGUAGCAGCAAAAGUAGUUAUGGACAAGUUUAUUUGGAUGAUGGAGAAGCACUUGACAUGUUAGGAGAGAAUGAUCAAUGGACAUUGGUAAGUUUCUAUGGUGCAUUACAGAAGAAUAGUGUUUUUGUUGCAUCUAAUGUUACUAAUGGAAGAUUUGCUCUGAACCAAAGAUGGGUCAUAGAAAAGAUCACCUUUUUGGGAAUUCCUAAGCAUACUGAGUUGAAGAUUGAUGAGAAUGGAACAAGUUCAAUGAGGAAGAUGGUUACACAUGUUGAGAACUCUUCAGAGUUUGUUAGUAUACAAGUUUCAAGAUUGUCACAGCCUAUUGGAAAGCCAUUUAAGCUAGAAUUUCAAAUAAAAGGUUGAAGGGUAGCUAAAAGGAGGAUUGCUUUUAUAGCUGCAAUUCCUUCUCAACUUUCUUCAGCUAAAAUUAUUGUGAUAAUUAUUAUGGCAUAAAAAUUAAAAUGUCAUUUUUUAUAUCUGAAAUAAAUGUGACAGAAUACUACAACAUGGCUAU
Molecule: messenger RNA, 2835 nt
Organism: Arachis duranensis
Lineage: Eukaryota; Viridiplantae; Streptophyta; Magnoliopsida; Fabales; Fabaceae
Product: alpha-glucosidase
Exons: 5
Coding region: 3-2684 (893 amino acids)
Biological process (GO): carbohydrate metabolic process
Molecular function (GO): carbohydrate binding; hydrolase activity, hydrolyzing O-glycosyl compounds
Source: RefSeq, a predicted model, not a curated record